AUGCUGGUGGAAAAGCCGAGUCCGCCUCAAAGUUUGGGACUUGUAUCCCUGACAUGCAACAAAUGUAGUGUGGGCCUGCUGGGUGUUUGCAUGAACACUGCGGAUGAGGUCUGCAUAACCAACACAAGUAGCUGCUUCACUGGAAGGGUUAGUAAGUACCCUUCCCCGCCUCAACCCCCCCACCUCCCUCACCCAUCCGCUCUUCUCAUUCAGCCCACCUGGAUGACCUGCUUAGUAGAAACUACCCACCCUUGUACACACACACACACACACACACACACACACACACACACACACACACACACACACACACACACACACACACACACACACACACACACACACACACACACACACACACACACACACACACACACACACACACAGCAUCAUGUUCACUGUCAUUCUAACUCUACUAUUUUCUCUCUCGCUCUUUCUCGCUCUCUCUUUCGAGCCUUCCCUUCCCUCACUACUUUCGCAGGCUUCAACACCCAAGGCUGUCUGGAGAGUGCUAUGUGCAACACCACCACCAACGCCACCCUCCUGGGCACCACUUACACCUCCGUCAAGGCCUGCUGCAACUCCUGCAAGUGCAACCCAGUCACAAUUAGCGGCGCAACUUCCGCCAAGCUCUCUGUCACCACAGCUCUUGGCGCCGCCCUGGUGGCCUCCGUGUGGAGCAUGCUGUACUAGACCUACUAGAGGAGGGUUUUCCAAACU
Messenger RNA from Oncorhynchus masou masou (cherry salmon), 720 nucleotides. Its product is annotated as zinc import ATP-binding protein ZnuC-like. NCBI's taxonomy places the organism in Eukaryota, Metazoa, Chordata, Actinopteri, Salmoniformes, Salmonidae. The record is from RefSeq and is a predicted model, not a curated record. The transcript has 2 exons. Bases 1 to 693 code for a protein of 230 amino acids.